Messenger RNA from Condylostylus longicornis, 4235 nucleotides. Its product is annotated as probable multidrug resistance-associated protein lethal(2)03659. Gene Ontology annotation, biological process: transmembrane transport. Gene Ontology annotation, molecular function: ABC-type transporter activity; ATP binding; ATP hydrolysis activity. The transcript has 7 exons. Gene Ontology annotation, cellular component: membrane. The coding region runs from base 197 to 4114 and encodes 1305 amino acids. NCBI's taxonomy places the organism in Eukaryota, Metazoa, Arthropoda, Insecta, Diptera, Dolichopodidae. The record is from RefSeq and is a predicted model, not a curated record.
UAUUAAGCUUGCAAAAUAAUUUUAUUAUUAUCUAAUAAAUAUUACAUAUUAAUUAAGUGUUUCUUAUCGAAAACAAUUUAAGUGAAAUUGUUUUGAAUCUAAGAAAAAGUAGGUUUGUUCAUCUUUGGAUUUACGAGUAAAAUAAAUUUAAAUACUUCUUGAGUGGGCUUUGAUAAUAUAAAAAGAAUAUCCUAUUAUGAAGAGAGCAAACAUAUCUGCAAAGAAAGAAAGAAAUCCCAUACUUCUGGCUAAUUUUAUAUCAAGAUGGACAUUUUGGUGGCUUCGUGAGUUGUUUCGAAAAGGUUUUAAUCGUCCCUUAAAAGAAGAAGAAUUGUACGAACACAUACCAUCUUUAGAUUGCGAAACAGUUGCACAAAAGUUUGCAAACUUAUGGGAGGAUGAAUUAAAAAGAAAAAAUCCUAGCAUUAUACGUGUAAUAUUUUGUGCUUUUGGCAAAUCUUUUAUAAUAUAUGCCCUAUUACUUGAUUUAUUAAAAUUCGUAACUAAAAUUGCUCAACCAAUUUGCCUUGCUGGUUUGAUGUCAUAUUUUACGCAAAAUAGUGCAGGUGGAAUAUCGAAAACAGACGCAUAUUUAUAUGCAACUGGAGUAGUAUUAUCAUCGCUUUUACGAGGAAUAACGCUUCAUCCUUUUCAAUUUUAUUCCUCUCAAAUCGCAAUCAAAAUUCGUUUAGCUUUGUCGGGACUAAUAUACAGUAAAAUUUUAAAGAUAUCUACGACAACAAUGAAUGAUGGGUUGAGUUCUCGUGCCAUUAAUAUUUUAUCAAACGAUUUAUCGAAAUUUGAUUUACUUUUAUUUUUAAUUCGUGAUAUAUGGCAAGGUCCAAUUGAAGCUUUAUUUCUCUGCUAUAUUGCUUAUCAACAAGUUGGGAUAUCAGCAAUUAUCGGCGUAGGUUUUCUGUUAUGUUUUACUCCACUACCAGCUUGGGCCGGCAAGAAAGUCGCGCAAUAUCGAUUAAGAACGGCAAGAAGAACUGAUUUUAGAAUUAAAUUAAUGAAUGAAAUUAUUCGAGGUAUUCAAGUUAUAAAAAUGUAUGCUUGGGAAAAAUGUUUCGCAAAUAUUGUGGAACAAGCUCGCAAAAAAGAAAUCAAAAUUAUUCGAGGAACUAUGAAAGUUUAUUCAUUUUUAGCGACUAUCUCAAUGAUUUCGAAGAUUUCAACAUUUAUAACAUUAAUAUCUUAUAUUUAUUUGAAUGACGAAACAAUUAAUGCUGAAAAGGUUUUCACCAUAUCGUUGAUAUUUCUUCUAUUAAAUGAUUCAUUAGUUCGUUGGCCUAGAGCAAUAACAAGUUUGGCAGAAGCCUACAUUUCAACGAAACGAGUAAAAGAUUUUCUAUUGGAAGAAAUUAUUGGAGCUAAUUGUUUUCAAUCUGGAUCUAGAAUCCAUAAUGAAAGCAGAGCUACAGAGAUAAGUGUGUUGUUUGAAAAAGUGUCUGCAUCUUGGUGUUCCAACGACCUUUAUAAUAGUUCUACGACUUUGUCAGAUUUAAAUAUUCACAUAAAAGAAAGGAGUUUAUUCGCAAUUAUUGGCUCUGUAGGUGCAGGUAAAUCUUCUUUUCUGAAUGCUAUUCUGGGUGAAAUGCAAUUAAAUGAAGGUGUAUUACACGUUAAUGGAAAAGUAAGUUAUUGUUGUCAGGAACCAUGGCUUUUCGAAGGGUCUAUUCGUGAUAAUAUUGUAUUUAUCGAAGGUUUCGAUGAAAAAAGAUACAAAGAAGUUAUUAGAGUUUGUGCUUUACAAAGAGAUAUAGAUUUAUGGCCGCAUGGUGAUACAACAAUAGUUGGUGAACGGGGAAUCAUUUUGAGUGGUGGACAGAAGGCACGGGUAAAUUUAGCUCGCGCUGUAUAUAAGAAGGCGAAUAUUUAUUUGCUGGAUGACCCAUUAUCGGCUGUGGAUGCGCAUGUUGGAAAACAUAUUUUUGAAAACUGUGUUCAAGAAUUUUUGAAGGAUAAAAUAUGUAUUUUAGUUACUCAUCAAUUACAGUACCUGAAAAAUGUAAAAAAUUUAGUUUUGAUCAAUUCUGGGAGAAUUCAAGCUAAAGGGAGUUACAAGGCAUUGAAAGAGUUAAAUGAGUUUAGUUUGUUAACUCAAGCUCAAGAUGAAGCUGCAGAAACAGAAAGUAUUCAUUCAUCAAUUAGCUCAAAAAGUGAAAGUGAAAAGAAAAUGAAUCUAAUACAAGAGCUGACUAAAAUUAAGGAGGAAGAUGGGGGCGAAGAUCGUAAAGAGAAACAGGAAAUAGGAGCAAUCAAAUUUGAUGUAUACAAGUCAUAUUUCAAAUCAUUGAAUAAUUUCUGUUGGUUUUUGUCUGUAGUUUUGCUAUUCGUUUUUGCGAGAGCUGCUCUCAGUAUUGUAGAUUAUUUUAUUUCUAGAUGGGUAAUUUGGGAAGAAGAUAUUUCACGAAAUGUAACUGCUGGACAAAACACAAGGUUAGCUAGCAAUAUCGAAGGAGUCUUAAUCCAUGAGGAUGAGGUGGGAAGAGAAAGAACUGAAUUGAUCAUAAUUUACUCAGGACUUUUAGCCAUUACGUUAAUUUUAUUUCUAACACGAAAUUUCGUCUUUUUUUUCAUGUGUUUGCGAAUAUCACUUAAACUUCAUGAUAAAUUAUUUAAAGGAGUAAUAAGAGCUACAAUGUAUUUUUUUAAUAUGAACCCAUCUGGAAGAAUUUUAAAUCGAUUUUCUAAGGAUGUGGACUCUAUAGAUUCAACUUUACCAUCUGUUUUAUUAGAUUGUGUUCACUUUUUUACUGAUAUUUUCGCGAUACUGGUGAUGGUGGUAGUAGUAAACAAGUGGUUUUUAAUACCGGCUGUUAUAAUGGGGGUUCUUUUCUUUUUCAUGAGGUGCUGUUAUAUUAAUACAAGCCGUUCCAUUAAGCGUAUCGAAUCUAUAAAUCGCAGUCCAAUAUAUUCACAUAUAAAUCAAACUUUUCAAGGAUUAACAACCAUAAGAGCUUCAUUUGCUCAAAACGAGAUGACAGAAGAGUUUUACAAACAUAAUAAUUGUCAUACAUCUGCUUGGUAUUUGUUUUUAGCAACAACAAGAGCUUUUGCUUUAUGGUUGGAGUUCUUUUGUGUUGUUUUUAUUGCUAUUGUCACAUAUAGUUGUCUUUUACUUGAAGAUCAAUUUUACAGUGGUGAUGCUGGACUUGCAAUUACCCAAUGUAUUUCACUAGUUGGUACGGUUCAGUGGGGAAUGAGACAAACAGCUGAACUUGAAAAUCAAAUGACUAGUGUGGAAAGAAUAUUUGAAUAUAUUCACGAAAAGCCAGAACCUGCUUAUGAAAGUGUGCCAAGCAAUCGUCCUAAAAAUGACUGGCCAAUUUAUGGAAAAAUAAUUUUCAAUAAUGUUAAUUUGAAAUAUUCCAAGAAUGGAGAAUACGUUUUAAAAAACUUAAAUUUUGAAAUAAAUUCGGAAGAAAAGAUCGGAAUUGUGGGAAGAACUGGUGCUGGGAAAUCAUCUAUUAUUCAAGCCAUAUUUCGAUUGGCCCAUAAUGAAGGCGAAAUUAAAAUUGGUGACAUUGAUAUUAGUCGAUUAGGUUUACAUGAUUUAAGAAGUAAAAUAUCAAUAAUUCCACAAGAUCCUGUACUGUUUUCUGGCACUUUAAGGUAUAACUUAGAUCCAUUUGAAAAAUCAAGUGAUGCUGAAUUGUGGAGUGCGUUACAAGAAGUAGAGCUAAAAGAGUAUGUUUCUGCAAUGACUGAUGGUCUGAAUUGCAAAAUGUCAGAUGGUGGUUCUAAUUUUAGUAUGGGACAACGGCAAUUAGUUUGUUUGGCAAGGGCUAUUCUGAGGCAAAAUAAAAUUUUGAUUUUAGAUGAAGCUACUGCUAAUGUUGAUCCAGAGACUGACAAACUGAUACAAAAGACGAUUCGUACAAAAUUUGAACAUUGUACAGUUUUAACUAUUGCACAUCGAUUACAUACUAUAAUAGAUAGCGAUAGAGUACUAGUAAUGGAUAGUGGCCGAGCUGUGGAAUUCGGUCAUCCAUAUGAAUUAUUGCAGAAUUCAGAUGGAUUUUUAAAGAAAUUGGUAGAUCAAACAGGUGUAGAAACAUCCAAUAUAUUAAUACAAAUGGCGUCAGGUAGUUAUCAUGGGAAAACCUGAAGCUAGCUCAAAAGUACAAUUGAAUCACUUAGGUCAAUUAUAAUUAAUUAACUGUUUUAACGAAUUUAAAUUAUAAUUAAAAUUUUGUACUUAAUAUAUUAAUGAUUUUUAAUAAUGCUAA